Molecule: messenger RNA, 521 nt
Organism: Paramuricea clavata
Lineage: Eukaryota; Metazoa; Cnidaria; Anthozoa; Malacalcyonacea; Plexauridae
Source: the annotation of a GenBank genome assembly
AUGGAUCAUGAUUUUAGUGAAGGUAUAAAUCGAGCUCAGCAGUAUUUAGAUAACACUUUUACAGAUGUGUUCAGCCACGUAAAUUUGUCGAGAGUAAAGCCAACGUCUAGAAUCCAACUGGGUGAAGGCUAUAGACAAUCAGACACUAAACAAGCCGAAGUGCUUCAAUACUCAAAAGAGGAGAUUGAGAUACAAACAGUGUUAGCAGAGAAAGAACUUUCUCGGCAAAUAAAAGCGCUCGAAGAACAAGUGCAACAAAGAAGGGUACGUUUAAAGGAACAUGAAAACGCUACAAGAUACGAUCGCAACAACCUGUUAAUCCUGUUAAUCUCGAGGUUAAACUUAACACAAUGUCAAAAUCAAUCAAGAAAGAGGUCGAAAGUUCAUCGAGCAGCGAUGGGGCAAAAUACCAAAGACAAAGUGCACCUAAACCAAAGUUAGAACCAUCCCCAUGUGAAAUCGGCGCUGAUCUCUGGAAGCAACUGAGACGCGUUGCCAUACCCUAUGUUCAAUGGCUAUAA